Molecule: messenger RNA, 2772 nt
Organism: Diceros bicornis minor
Lineage: Eukaryota; Metazoa; Chordata; Mammalia; Perissodactyla; Rhinocerotidae
Gene: KLHL20
Product: kelch like family member 20
Exons: 11
Coding region: 793-2616 (607 amino acids)
Molecular function (GO): protein binding
Source: RefSeq, a predicted model, not a curated record
UGUAGAUUGUGACAAGUACAUAUAGACCCACCUUAUUCUUUUUCAUAGUUACAUAGUAUUCCAUUGUCUAUAGAUACCGUAGUAACCAGUCCUUUUGAGAGACAUUUAAGUUAUUUCAUAUGUUUUGCUGCUACAACCAGUUCUGCAACAAAUAUCCUUGUAGGUGGUUUUUGCCCAAAUGUGUAAGUAGAGAAUAAAUUUGUAGAUAUAAAAUUGCCCAAAGAGUAUGUUCAUUUUAAAAUUUUGGUAGAUAUUGACAAAUUCCCCUCCUUAGAGAUUAUACCAUUGUACAGUGUCACAAACAAUGUGCCUAUUUCUCAAGAUACUAUGUUUUAAUCAUUUGUUUCCUUUAGAGACACUAAAACACUUGCAAUGUAAUUCUUCUAUCUUUCCUUAAAUAUAUAAACAGGAGACGGAGCCUCAUUUUCUUAGGAAUUGGUCUAUUCACUCGUCAAACAUUUAUAUAGUACUUGUUCUAUGCCUGUACACUGCAUAUAUUACAGAUGAAAUGAUGGAAAGACGUGUAAACAGACACCAUAAUAAAACAGGAACAGGAUUUUAAUAGAGAUGUAAACACAGAGGAAGGAACCUCUGCUCUGAGGAGAUGAGAAAAGCUUCAUAGAGAUAGUGAUAUUUCAGCUGGAUCUUCUAGAAAGGAUGGGAAUUUGCCUUAAAGUAAAGAAUGUACUUUAAAGGAUAAAAAUUUAAAGAAGAAAGAUAAUAAAAGACACCAUAAACAGAAGGAACAGCUGUGCCAAAAAAAAGAAAAAAGACACCAAGACCUAGAAGUGUAUGACAUGUAUGGAAUGGUGUACCAACAUUCGACCAGGAGAGACUGGAAUGGAUGUAACAAGCCGCUGCACCCUUGGAGACCCCAACAAACUGCCAGAAGGGGUUCCCCAACCUGCCCGCAUGCCCUAUAUCUCAGACAAGCACCCUCGACAAACCUUGGAAGUGAUUAACCUUCUAAGAAAGCACCGGGAGCUAUGCGAUGUGGUGCUAGUUGUGGGCGCUAAGAAGAUAUAUGCCCAUCGAGUCAUUUUGUCAGCCUGUAGUCCCUACUUCCGAGCUAUGUUUACAGGAGAAUUGGCAGAGAGCCGUCAGACAGAAGUAGUGAUCCGAGACAUAGAUGAGAGGGCUAUGGAACUACUGAUUGACUUUGCGUAUACCUCCCAGAUAACUGUGGAAGAGGGCAAUGUUCAGACCCUUCUGCCAGCUGCUUGCCUCCUCCAGCUGGCAGAAAUACAGGAAGCCUGCUGUGAAUUCUUAAAGAGACAGUUAGAUCCUUCUAAUUGCCUGGGCAUUCGGGCUUUUGCUGACACACAUUCAUGUCGUGAGUUGCUAAGGAUAGCAGACAAGUUCACUCAACAUAACUUUCAAGAGGUGAUGGAAAGUGAAGAGUUCAUGUUGCUUCCAGCCAAUCAACUCAUUGAUAUAAUAUCUAGUGAUGAACUAAACGUUCGCAGUGAAGAACAGGUGUUCAAUGCAGUGAUGGCCUGGGUCAAAUACAGUAUUCAAGAAAGACGUCCUCAGUUACCCCAGGUGCUGCAGCAUGUUCGUCUGCCUUUGCUUAGUCCCAAGUUCCUGGUGGGCACCGUAGGCUCUGAUCCCCUCAUCAAAAGUGAUGAAGAAUGCAGAGACUUGGUAGAUGAAGCUAAAAACUAUCUCCUGUUGCCUCAAGAACGACCACUAAUGCAAGGACCAAGGACAAGACCACGGAAACCUAUCCGAUGUGGAGAAGUACUCUUUGCAGUUGGUGGUUGGUGCAGUGGAGAUGCCAUUUCCAGUGUUGAACGAUAUGAUCCACAGACCAAUGAAUGGCGAAUGGUAGCUUCAAUGAGCAAAAGGCGAUGUGGAGUUGGGGUCAGUGUUCUUGAUGACCUGUUAUACGCAGUAGGAGGCCAUGAUGGAUCCUCUUAUCUCAAUAGUGUUGAAAGAUAUGACCCCAAAACAAACCAGUGGAGCAGUGAUGUGGCCCCUACAAGCACCUGCAGGACAAGUGUUGGUGUGGCAGUGCUUGGAGGCUUUCUCUAUGCUGUAGGUGGCCAGGAUGGCGUGUCUUGCCUCAACAUUGUUGAGAGGUAUGAUCCAAAGGAAAACAAGUGGACCCGAGUGGCUUCUAUGAGUACCAGAAGACUAGGGGUGGCCGUGGCUGUGUUAGGAGGGUUCUUAUAUGCUGUAGGUGGCUCUGAUGGGACAUCUCCACUCAAUACAGUGGAGCGCUACAAUCCUCAGGAAAACAGAUGGCACACCAUAGCCCCUAUGGGGACCCGGAGGAAACACCUAGGCUGUGCAGUGUAUCAGGACAUGAUCUAUGCCGUAGGCGGUAGAGAUGACACUACAGAACUUAGCAGUGCUGAGAGAUACAACCCCAGAACUAACCAGUGGUCUCCUGUGGUGGCUAUGACAUCACGCCGUAGUGGAGUUGGCCUGGCAGUGGUGAAUGGACAGCUCAUGGCUGUGGGAGGUUUUGAUGGCACAACAUAUUUGAAGACCAUUGAAGUUUUUGAUCCUGAUGCCAAUACAUGGAGGUUAUAUGGCGGGAUGAAUUACCGUCGGCUAGGGGGUGGCGUAGGAGUUAUUAAAAUGACACAUUGUGAAUCCCAUAUAUGGUGAACAUCUAGAAGACAGUCAUGUACAUGCUCUUCUGUAUUCUGGAGAGCUUUGACUUUGGAGCUUUGUACAGCUCGAGAAAACAUUAGAACAAAUUUUAUUCUUUGCUGGUGCCUCAACAUAUGGAAAUACAAAUACAGUGAAAGUUCUCACCUGCAA